GCCCUUUACCAAACACGCUAUAUCAGAACCCCAAAAUCGCAAUUGCUCCCAAUUUUUAAAAUGCUGUCUGGAGGGGGAAAAGGAAAACAUGUUGGAGGAAAGGGAGGAUCUAAAGUUGGCGAACGCGGGCAAAUGUCCCAUUCGGCGCGUGCUGGACUCCAGUUUCCAGUUGGACGUGUAAGAAGAUUUUUAAAAGCGAAAACCCAAAAUAAUAUGCGAGUCGGUGCAAAAAGCGCUGUAUAUAGUGCUGCUGUUUUAGAAUACUUGACUGCUGAAGUUUUGGAAUUAGCUGGCAACGCUGCCAAGGAUUUGAAAGUCAAGCGUAUUACUCCCAGACACUUGCAAUUAGCCAUUCGUGGUGAUGAAGAAUUGGAUACUUUAAUUCGUGCUACUAUUGCUGGUGGUGGUGUUUUGCCUCAUAUCAAUAAACAGCUGCUGAUUCGUACAAAGGAAAAGUACCCCGAGGAAGAAGAAAUUAUUUAAUAAUUCUCAUCAUAAUGAAAAUUGCUUGGUCGAUUUGUUCCUUUGAUUUAGAUGAGAACUUAUUGUCUCAAUGUAAUUAUUGAAUUAUCAACGUCCUUAUACGAUGCACGCGUUUUCUCACGUUAUAUAUGUAUAUAUAUAUGGACUCCUUUAUUUAUAGAAUCUUGCAAAAAAAAACUUCCUUGAAUCAAUUUUGGUAUUCUAAACAAAAACAACUGGGACAAUUGUCUUUGGAAGCCCCCUGCUCCUCUGUUUCGUUUCUAUCUGCACGUUUUACUUAUCCUUCUGUCUUUAAUAUUACUACUAUUAUUUUUAUGCCUAACUGAUUAUAAUAUACUUCAUGUACGAUUCAUGAGUGAACUAUAUAAGAACUGAUUAUCGGCUGCUCGAUUUCGGUAGGAGGUGCAAUUUUUCGUCGGCCUACGUAAUGCCAUUGUACAAUAGAUUUAGUUAGCGGUGAAAAGAAUAGAUUUAUUGCUAAUCAAUAUAAAAGGAAGGACAGACGUAUAUUGAAUUUAGACAUCCCUGA
Messenger RNA from Schizosaccharomyces cryophilus OY26, 1012 nucleotides. Its product is annotated as histone H2A variant H2A.Z. Lineage: Eukaryota; Fungi; Ascomycota; Schizosaccharomycetes; Schizosaccharomycetales; Schizosaccharomycetaceae. Gene Ontology annotation, cellular component: nucleosome. Gene Ontology annotation, molecular function: protein heterodimerization activity; structural constituent of chromatin; DNA binding. The transcript has a single exon. Bases 61 to 483 code for a protein of 140 amino acids. The record is from RefSeq and is a predicted model, not a curated record.